AAUGAACUUUAACAUCUAAAUGUUCUCAGGUCCCUCCAAUGCAGCAGCCAAUGGUUGGUGUGGGUUCUCUCCAACCUCCUGUCUUUCCUGGGCCUAUAGGCAUGCCUCCACCUUCCUUCCCUCCAGGUGUCCCGCCGCCUCCUUUCAUCAGACCUGGCUUCAACCCCAUGCAAAUGCCUCCAGGUUUUCCUCUCCCCGGUGCUAUGCCUCUUGGUCCCCCUCCUCCUUCUAAAACUGGAGUUGAGGACUCCCCUCUAGACCCAGCAGGUCUGGGAAACCGGAAAAAUGAUGAGGCCCUUGAGGCUCCCAACAUCUUUAAUAACCAGAUGGGAUCUAUGGUUAACCAGGUAGGCUUGCCUCCAGGUGCUCCUCCAGGUGGACCUCUGGGUGCUCCUCCAGGCGGACAUCUAGGCGUUCCUCCAGGUGGACCUCCAGGUGCUCCUUCAGGUGGACCUCCAGGUGCUCCUCUGGUGGGGCCCCCAGCCGGCCAUCCCGGCAGCAUCCCACCCCCCUCAGGUGGUCUUCUAGGGGCACGGCCUGGUUUGAUUCCCCUCCAGCGUCCUCCUGUUCCCCCACCAACACACAUGCAGCGUUUCCCACCGCCCCAUGGCUCAAGGCCACCUCACCCCGGCAUGCCCCCCAUGCCCCCACAGAUGAUGCCCAGGGGACCACACCCUCAAAUGAUGCAGCACCAUGAGCCACCUCCACCUAAAGGAGCCUUUGGGAUGCCCCCUCCGCACAAUUUAAGGGCUCCUUUCCCUCAUGGGCAUGGCCCUCCUCCUCAGGGUCCACCUCCUUUUACCCGACCAGGCGGUCCUCGGAGUCUAGAGGGGCCAGAAGAAAUGGAUAGCAGACCAUUCAGGGGAGACAGGCCUGGUUUCAGGGACAGAGAGCUAGAGAGGGACAGAGACUGGGAUCGAGAUAGGGAAAGAGACAGGGAAAGAGGUUUUGGAGGUGGCAGGCGUCCAUUUGGCGAUGGAGGGAGAGGAGCAGGUGGUGAUAAAAUGGAUGGUAGGGACAGGCUUGGAGGAUGGCAGGAAGAUGGAGGUGAUCACCGGGGUGGAGGAUGGGAGAGAGACAGAGACCGAGAUCGUGACAGAGAUCGCGACCGGGAUCGAGAACGGGAUCGACAGAGACAGACGGGACUGGAGGGAGAGGCGAAGCAGCCUCGAUAGUGACAGGGAACGUGCCAGGGGCGAGGAUGGAGAUAGGGAGCGAGCAAGGGGGGAGGGAACAGAAAGAGGAAGUCGUGAGAGAGGCAGAGGAGCCGAGGCAAAAGGAGACAGACCAAGGCGGUCAGAACGGCGUGAGAGGACCACACGCUGGGACAAAGAUGACCGUUUAGCCGAACUGGAAAACAUGGACAGAUUUCGGACCCCUAACAGUACAGAGCAACCUUGCGUGACCCCUGAGGUUACCAAGGAAACCAGUAAGGAGCCAGGUGUGGAAGCUUCUGAAAAGAAGCCAGAAUCAGAACUUAUAGCUCCGCCUCCAGAGGGAACUGCUUCUACAGGAGACGCGGCACCCUCUGAGCCAGCUCAAAGUGAGCCCACAGAAACAAACGAGGAGGCAGCAUCAUAGACUGCUGUGAACCACUGAUGGAUAGGAACGUGUCUCUGCCAUGAUAGUCAGUCUCAGUUCUUGGCAGACUGAUUCAAACUAAUCACAGUUUGUUCGUCACUGACUGACAGUUUCUGGGCAGUAAGUCGAAAAGAUCUCCCACAAAUGUUGUUAAGCGUAUGAAAAUUGAUGUUGUCAGGCUUCACGUGUCAGAAUUAGGCCUGUGUUUCAAAACAAGUGAAAAUCACUUUGGAUAAAUGGCCGUAGUUUUUCUCCUUCCUGCAGGUUAUAAGAACGGACAGUGUUUGCAUGCUCAUGUUGCUCUGCCUAUUUGUUUUUGCUGUAGUUGGUUUGCCAACGAAGGAAACGACUGAUUUGUAUGACACAUUUCUUUUACUUCACAACCCUAAUUUACAGGAAAAAAAGGAUGUUCUCAAAGAUGUAAAUGGUAUUGUUUUAGAUUAAUGUUUUUAAAUUUGCCAAAUUGUCAUCAUGUCAAACACUGAAUAACUUUUCAAGCAACUCCAUUAUACCUAAGCUUUUUUGUUUGUUUGUUUGUUUUUUUAAUUAUCUCAUUGCUUUUUUUGUGCUCUAAAUUCUCAUUGCAUUUUCACAACCAGGAAGGCACAGGUUUGAAAGGGGUUGUUGUGGCCUUAAAAUCAAAUUCAGUUACUUGCAGGGCGUGCAAUUUAAAACUAAGGAAAAGGAAAAAAAGAAGACAAAUGGGAAAUACAAACUCCUUGAUGUUUGGGUAAUAUACACUUUGAGUUAGAUGUUGGAAUAAUAACACAGCCCUUCUUUGAGUUAUGUCCCCACUUUCUGCCCAUUGAAUCACAUCAGUAAGAAUAAAAACAGAGCUUUAGUGCAAUAACUGAUGAUUUUGUGAAAUAUACCAUAUCCUUAAAAAGUCACAGCAUAACAGUUUUUUUUUUAUAUUAAUUUUAAAGACAUAUGCUAGUACAGGGUCUCUUUAAAAAAACGAUCAUAAAACCUGUUAUAAUCGAACUGUAUCGUCACAACAUCGCUGAUCCCAGUGUGUUAGCUCUCAAAAUCUUUUACUGUGUUUGCAUUUGAUUAUAUGAUACAAACCUUUACAACUGGUCAUAACCAUGAACCUAAACUAUAACAGAAGCCGUAUAAAUCUACAAUAAAACCUGUAAAGUAGAUUAAGCUUGAUAUUGACAUGAGGUCAAUAAAAGCCCAAGGUAGGCUUUGUUUUUGAAGUCGGAGUGAUCUAAACAUUCAGAAAUUGUCUUGCUUAAAUAAAAGUCCUUUGCAAGCGAAUCAACGUGUCACCUUGAAUAACAGAUCAUCAAAAAUAGAAACAAAGAAGAGGCUACUGGUAAAGUUAAGAAUUAAUACUGCCUGCCUAAUUUUGAAAACAAUGUUUGCACCAUAAAGGUGUACAAGUAAAGUGUCACUGAAAACGUUAUGUUUUGUUUUUUCCCCCUCCGACAUUCGUACCUAAUGUGCGUGUGUGUGUGUGUGCGCAUUUUGGUUUUUAUUUCCUCAGCUAAAGAAAGAGAAGAACUUCCUCAGAUUCAGCAGAUAAAAAUCUAGUUAUUUUAUUGUUAAUUAUUCGGAAUGUGCAAAUAUUCAGGCCCAAGCUUAGGUGGCUAUUGAGCAUUUUGAUUAACCCUGUGAGGAUCAGAAAUAACUCAACACUCCUAACACUAUGUUUUGCUGGAAAAUAACCUAACAAUUUUUGGGGGGAGGAAAAAUGUAAAUAGCUUUAGAUUCUUGUGAGCUAGAAUGUUUAGGGCUUUUGUUUGUUUUUUUUGUCCCCUAAUUGCUGAGACAUGGGAGAACAAUUUUCGCAAGCCAAAUUCUAAUAACAUAGGGUCCCGGUUUUCUUGCACUUCUCACAAGGAUAGAUACAAGUUUCUGUGUACGUGGUUGGUUGUCCCUUAGUAGAAGUCCAUUGUUGGAUCACACACAAGAGUCCUGUUGUGUUUUGGAAGCAUUUUCCAUCUUUCUCGUCCAUCUAUCACAGUCAUAAAUUAGUUUUGACUACAUGGAAAUACAGAAUGAAUCCUGUGGCUAUUUGCUUUUUUGCUCUUUGAUAAAACACAGCUUACUAACUUGGUCUCUGUAUCACUGUAGACAUACUGUAUCUGAUAUUGUUAAAAUCUCAAGCCCAGAUUCAGCAAGCAUAAUACUUGUUCCUGAACAAUUUCACACGAACUGAGACAAAGAGGGUAUAUCUAACGCGAUGAGAUGAAGAACAUUGCUUGGGACACUGCUGUAAAUAUGCUUGUAUCACUGACGAUUUUGAAAGACUCGCAGUAAUUUCUGUUAAUAAUCUGUGAUUUCUUUUCUGAGAGAAACGCGUCGACUUGGAAGGAACAACAGAGGCCCUUUGCUUUAACGUUUUUAACUCCUAGUGGUUUGAAAAUUGACAGAUGUUUCUAUGAUUUGUUAAAAAAAAAAAGCAAAAGACAUGGACAUAAAAUCUUCAAUAUUUCAACCAUAGGAUAUUGUUUUUAAUAAACUAUUUUUGUACCAAAUUA
Messenger RNA from Oreochromis aureus, 4070 nucleotides. Its product is annotated as basic proline-rich protein-like. The record is from RefSeq and is a predicted model, not a curated record. Gene Ontology annotation, biological process: negative regulation of termination of RNA polymerase II transcription, poly(A)-coupled. Gene Ontology annotation, cellular component: nucleus. Gene Ontology annotation, molecular function: RNA polymerase II C-terminal domain phosphoserine binding; RNA binding. NCBI's taxonomy places the organism in Eukaryota, Metazoa, Chordata, Actinopteri, Cichliformes, Cichlidae. The transcript is spliced from 3 exons. The coding region runs from base 39 to 1175 and encodes 378 amino acids.